Molecule: messenger RNA, 1167 nt
Organism: Trifolium pratense (red clover)
Lineage: Eukaryota; Viridiplantae; Streptophyta; Magnoliopsida; Fabales; Fabaceae
Exons: 3
Coding region: 1-1167 (388 amino acids)
Source: RefSeq, a predicted model, not a curated record
AUGUACAAUUUAGUGGUUUAUAAGGUUUCAAGACAUGCAUUGGGUUACAUUCAUGAAGAAGCCAAGAGGGUUGAGGAAGUUGGCAUGGAUAGCAAAAAGCUGGAUGAGAUUAACAACCAUUGGAAGAAGUUGGUUUUCAAUGACCGGGAGGACGUUGAACAACAAGUUGAUGACUAUUCUUGCUUGGCGGAGUGGAACGCUAUUCAGGAGCGUUUGAGAACAGUCGAUGUCCCCAUGAAAGCACAAAUUAGAGAACAGCUGCGACAAAUUGCAUUCCCACACUCUACGUCGUUGAAACCUCCGGUUGUGGUUGGAAAGAAUAAAGGUGUAAAAAGAAAGGGUGCUUACGAGGAAAGUUCGAUGACUCGGUCUCCUUCCUAUUGGGAGCAUGUGGAGGUGCAAUUUCCGCCUAGCCAAUCAUCACAAGCAACAUCAUCGUCUUCUAAACAAAAGGGUGCACGUACCGGUGAAGUUAAUCCAAUCGAAGAUCGACAUAUUCCAUUUCUUGAUGCAAUGCCAUUGUUCAUGCAUUCGCAUAUUGAGGAUAUAGUUGAUGUCGAUGGUGAUGGCUUUUGCGGAUUUCGUGUUAUUGCUUUGGAUACUCGCAACAAUCAAGCUGAUUAUGAGCUAAUUAGACUAACCUUGCAAAAGGAGCUAGGUAAGCACAAAGACGAAUAUUUGACGAUAUUUGGUUCUAUGGAGCGUUAUCAAUAUCUAUAUGACGCUUUCUUUCCACCAACGAGAAGGUCUAGUCGGCGCAUGGCACCUAGAGAAAAGUGGUUAACGUUUCCAGACAUGGGCCACAUCAUUGCCUCCUGCUUCAACAAGGUAGUAGUGUUGUUGACUAAGAGUGAAAGGUCUGGAGCUAGUGAAACUUUUUUUCCAUUGCGAGACACUCCUCCACAAGACCCGGAUUCUAAGAUUUUAUGUAUCGGAGGGGUUCCAGAUCAUUUUGUCUAUGUUAAGUUGAAGCAACAUUGUCCAUUACCUCCGACCUGUAAGACGUGGACUAAAUAUUGUACGCAGGAAGCUUCUUCGUGGCAGACUAGUUUCGUGGAUAGACAAGCGGAUUUCGUGGCAUUGAUGGAUAAUGAAAAAGGCGAUGUUGUUCCGAAACGUAAUCUUCAAAAGGGAGACUCUAAAGAAUGUCCAAUUGAUUGCUUGUAG